Trypanosoma grayi is the source of this 513-nucleotide messenger RNA. RefSeq lists its product as hypothetical. The record is from RefSeq and is a predicted model, not a curated record. The transcript has a single exon. Bases 1 to 513 code for a protein of 170 amino acids. Lineage: Eukaryota; Euglenozoa; Kinetoplastea; Trypanosomatida; Trypanosomatidae.
AUGUCAUUCUUUCUGCUGAUGAAGCCCGCUGUGGCACGGUAUCACCACCGCGUUAUUCCCGCCGUUCCUCUGCUGCAGCAGCUCCGCGGUGUGUGCUACACGCCGAUUGCCCGCUUCGACAUCAAGCAGUACGAGAAGGAAAAGCGUCGGCGGCGCGAGUUGGAGAAGGCCGGCAUCGACGCCGACGCCGAUGAUGACGAGCCGUGGAUUGCACCAGAGGAGCAGCAGCGGAUCGAUGAGGAGGAGGAGCUCCGGCGUGCGGAGGAGGCAGAGCGUGUGAAGGAGAUGUUGAGGCGACGCGACCAGGAGGACGCUGAAAAGCGCAAGAAAUUCAAGGAGUUUCGUGCCCGGCAACUUGCGAUGAGUCGCAACCGCAAGGAGGCACAGGCUGCGGCAAAGCGGCAUGAGAGAAGUGAGAGUCGAGUCGUGGAGGAGCUCAUCGACGACACGGAGGCGGACGCCAAGGGGCAAGAACCCGACGAACAUCCGAGGGGAGGGGAGCAGGCACGCUGA